Messenger RNA from Lathyrus sativus (Indian pea), 2943 nucleotides. The record is from the annotation of a GenBank genome assembly. NCBI's taxonomy places the organism in Eukaryota, Viridiplantae, Streptophyta, Magnoliopsida, Fabales, Fabaceae.
AUGGCUGUUGAGGCUUCUGAUAAACCAAACUUGCCUGAAAAUUUUGACGACGGCAGCAGCGAUGAUGAUCAACCGUUAUCUUUUCAAAGAUACGCCAAGAAGAGUCCAUUGCAUUCUCAAGUAAAGAAAACAACUUCUCACAGUCAAGAGGGAAGGUCAAAUAGACAGAUAACUGACACACCUUCCUCAAAUGGCCAAAAUUCUAAGCCAUCAAAUUCAGCUGUCAACACCUCCUCUAACAAGUCACCCGUAGCAAAUUCAAAAUCCCCUUCAUUAGGGGAUAAACAAAACUUGCCCGAAAAAUUUGACGAUGACAGCGAUGAUGAUCAACCACUAUCUUUUAAAAGAUACGCUAAGAAGAGUCCGUUGCAUUCUCAAGUAAAGAAAACAACUUCUCACAGUCACAAGGGAAGGUCAAAUAGACAGAUAACUGACAUGCCUUCGUCAAAUGGCCAAAACUCUAAGCCGUCAAAUUUGGCUGACAACACCUCCUCUAACAAGCCACCCGUAGCAAAUUCAAAAUCCCCUUCAUUAGGAGAUAAACCAAAGCAUCUUCUGGGACUGAAAGUAACUGUUGAUGUUAAGAAACAAAUAACACCUAUGGAAGAACACCCUACGAAAGGUUAUUGUGAAGGUUUGGAGGAUGACGAUGAUGAUAAACCAUUGAGUUCUAGGUGGAAGAUAAAAUCUAAUCAUGGUAGCAAAGUAGUGGCUCCUGUUGUUAACAACAAGUCUUCUCAAGACUCAGACUCAGAUGACGAUGAUGUCCCUCUGUCAGCAAAUUUGUUACCUAAGUUAUUACGAAAUUCUAAUUCUGGAACAUCUAGCAUGAACUAUGAUGAUUCUGAUAAGAAGCGUAUUUCAAAAGUUCAGAAUGAGCGGCAAAAUGGUUCUAGCACAAGUAAUAAACAGCAAAAGCCAUCUACACUACCAGUUAAGAGAGAACUCGAAAAUUGUGAUUCCCCGCACUCUUCGGCUAAAAAGUUAAAGAUCUCAGAUUCAACCACUUCAAUCAAAACUAAACAAGUCUCUGUUAAGUCUGAAAUUAAAGCUGAGGGGGAAGAUGAUGAUAACGAUGAUGAACUUCCUAUUUCCCAUAGAUUUAAGAAGUUACCAACAUUAGCUGAUAAACCAUCUUCCACAGAGAAGAUAUUGGCAAAGGUUACUAAAGUUAACAAGUCUGGUUCAACAUCUUUUAAGAAAUCGAUCAAGAACAAACAGACCAAGAACAAGUCAAAAAAAUCCGGCAGUGGCUCAGAAUAUUCCAAAUCUACGAAACUUCUUCCUAGCUCUGGUGAUGGGCAGAAAAAAUGGACUACGCUGGUUCAUAAUGGUGUCAUUUUUCCUCCUCCUUACAAACCCCAUGGGGUAAAAAUGCUUUAUAUGGGGAGGCCUGUUGAUUUGACUCCUGAGCAAGAAGAGGUUGCUACAAUGUAUGCGGUUAUGCGAGAUACAGAUUACAUGCUAAAAGAUAGGUUCAAAGAAAAUUUCUGGAAUGAUUGGCGAAAGUUGCUAGGAAGAAAUCAUGUAAUUCAAAGCUUGAAAGAUUGUGACUUUACCCCAAUCUAUGACUGGUGCCAAAGUGAAAAGGAAAAGAAGAAACAAAUGACUACAGAAGAGAAGAAAGCUCUGAAGGAAGAAAAAUUGAAGCAAGAGGAAAAAUACACAUGGGCUAUUGUCGACGGUGUUAAAGAGAAGGUUGGAAAUUUCAGAGUCGAGCCUCCCGGAUUGUUCCGUGGCCGUGGAGAGCAUCCCAAGAUGGGAAGAUUAAAAAAACGCAUUCAUCCAAGUGACAUUGUAAUUAAUAUUGGAAGUGAGGCACCAGUUCCUGAAUGUCCUAUUCCUGGUGAAAGAUGGAAGGAUAUAAGAAAUGACAAUACAGUUACAUGGUUAUGCUAUUGGAGUGACCCAAUUAAUCCAAAGCUAUUCAAGUAUGUGUUUCUGGCAGCCAGUAGUUCCUUGAAGGGUCAAAGUGACAGGGAAAAGUAUGAGAAGGCUAGGAUGUUGAAGGAUUAUAUAGGGAACAUCAGGGCUUCAUACACGAAAGAUUUUACGAGUAAGGAUAUUACAAAGCAGCAGAUAGCCGUUGCUACUUAUCUUAUUGAUAAACUGGCUCUGAGGGCUGGUAAUGAGAAGGAUGAUGAUGAAGCUGAUACUGUUGGCUGCUGCACAUUAAAAGUUGAGAAUGUGACAAGAGAAACCCCCAACAAAUUGAAGUUUAACUUCCUUGGUAAAGAUUCAAUCAAGUAUGAAAAUACAGUUGAGGUUGAGCUUCCUGUUUAUAAUGCAAUUUUGAAGUUCCAAAAAGAUAAAGGCCCUGGUGAUGAUCUCUUUGAUAAGCUAGAUACAAGUAAAUUGAAUGCUCAUCUAAAGGAACUCAUGCCUGGCUUAACAGCAAAAGUCUUCCGUACAUUCAAUGCAUCUAUCACAUUGGAUGAUAAGUUGAAUAAAGACACUAAAGAUGGAGAUGCCGCAGAAAAGAUUGUUGUUUAUCAGCAUGCAAAUAAGCAGGUUGCAAUCAUCUGUAAUCAUCAACGGAGUGUUUCAAAAUCUCACAGUGCACAAAUGAUCAAAUUAAAUGAGAAAAUUGAUGAACUUCAGGAUGUUCUGAAGGAGCUGAAAGUAGAUUUGGACAGGGCAAGAAAAGGGAAGUCCCCUACAAAGAGUUCAGAUGGAAAAAGCAAACGAAGCUUAACUUCCGAAGUGCUAGAGAAAAAGAUAUCUCAAACCAAUGCAAAAAUUGAGAAAAUGCAACGUGAUAUGAAGACAAAAGAAGAUCUUAAAACUGUAGCAUUGGGCACAUCCAAGAUAAACUAUCUCGACCCCAGGAUUACAGUUGCCUGGUGCAAGCGGCAUGAGGUUCCCAUUGAGAAGCUUUUCACAAAAUCUCUGCUGGCAAAAUUUGCUUGGGCAAUGGAUGUGGACCCAGAUUUCAGAUUCUGA